CCAAACCUGCAAAUGACUUAUGAUUGGUAUUUUAUUAUAUUUAAAUAGGCAGACGACCAAUGCUGCACUACCGUUGACAUUUUACACAGCCAAACCUUAUGCUGCCAUAACCGGCUGAUAUGACAUUGUAUCUAAAUCGACAGCGACCUAUUCUAUCAGCAACCACGUGAUGUCUUGAUGUACCUACAUCGACGGACGACUUUUGUUGAAAGUGACCACCUGAUACCGUGCUGUAUUUACAUCGACAUAUGACCUAUGCUAUCAUUGCCUGUGGUCAACUCGUAUUUAAAUAGGCAGACGACUGUUUGAUACUAUCAACAAUGGGGAUCAUUAGGUACAAGUGUGUGGUUAUCGGAUGUAUAUCAGUUACUUUACUGUGUUGCUUUUACAUCUUCGAAAGUAACUCCCAGAAUGGUCAAGACAUCGAAUUCAAACAGGAUCAGAUGAAGGGACAAUACCUUGACCACAGUACAGGGAUGAAGGAUACAUGGAAUAAGCGUAUCCAACAUUUGCAGGAAGGAUGUUAUAGUACUGACCGAAAAGAGCAAUACAAAAUAAAGGACCAGCAAGCCGAAGCAAUUUUCUUUCAAUCAAGGAAACUGAACAUAAGUGUUUGUAAAGUCGCAAAAGCUGGAAGUACAUUUUGGGCGAUUGUGUUUUUAAUCGUAGAGAAAGGAAUACCGGCGAAUAAAGCCUUCAGCUUUCCCAGGAAUAAAAUACACGCUUUAAGCGCUGGAUUUACUAAAAAAUUAGAUUCCAAUCCUAAACCAUUGACUACAAAGGGUAUUGUUGUUUCCCGUGACCCCUAUUCAAGAUUAUUUUCUGCAUUCAUAGACAAAUAUUUUUUAUUACGAUUUGCAUCUAUCGCUCAUUCACUUGCGCAGUCAUUAGGGAAGGGAUUUUAUAAAACCGAAGUAGGGGAUUGUGGAUAUAACAUAUCUUUCCAAGAUUUUAUUGACAGCGUAACUACAAAAGCUCUACAUGGAAGCAUCAUCAACCGACAUUGGAGUCCCGUUUACGCCAUGUGUAGAGUCUGUGACGUGGGAUAUCAGUAUGUCAUUCAACAGGAGACAAUGACACAAGAUACGGAGCACAUCAUCGACCAGCUGAACAUCAGCAACGAAAUAAAAUCAACACUAAGGCUGAUGUUUCGUGGAUCUGGUACAAAUAAGACGAUGGGGGGAGUCAUUAAAACAAUGUGGGGUGCCAUUGACAACCCUGUGAUGCGAUCAUGUUGUAGCAACAAACUCGCUUACUUCAUGAAAAUGUGGGAAGGAUUCAAAAUACAAGGCUACAUAAGAACAAAUAUAUCGUUUCCGUUAUCGGAAUUUCAGACGAAUGACAACGUUAACGUUGAAGACAUCACCAAGGCUGUUUUAGCAGCAAUGCAUACUUAUCCUUUAUCAAGCACAGAAAGAAAGGCUCAACGGAGACAAGCUUUAGUUACCGCAUAUGUAGGCAUGCCUAGACGUAUCAUAGCUCAAAUUCAGGAAAUGUACAAAAUGGAUUUUUUUCUGUUUGGAUACGAUGCUAAUCCACCAUCUUAAAUGGAUUAUUAAUUUUUGUACUUUUCAUGAUAUGAAAAGCGGUAAUUAUUUACAAGUGAUAAAAGGUAUAUCAAUAGAAAUGAAGAAAAACAGCUUUUAUAAAAUCUUUGCUUACGGUUUGGUGUUUGUUAAGUAAACCGAGCCUAGAUGUUACAUUGGUGGAUAAACACAUGCAUAUUAUUAACUUGUUCAAUACAAUUGUAAACUUCAUAACGUUGUAAAUAGUUCGGUUAGUGACGAGCAGCUAAAACAUUGACGUGCCUCGCUCUCUCGCUGCAAAUUACAUUUUGGAAAUAAUGCUGGAUGAUUUGUAGCUUUAAAUUUGUUAUGUGUUAUGAAUAUAAAAUCUCU
Messenger RNA from Mizuhopecten yessoensis (Yesso scallop), 1898 nucleotides. RefSeq lists its product as uncharacterized. Gene Ontology annotation, cellular component: membrane. Lineage: Eukaryota; Metazoa; Mollusca; Bivalvia; Pectinida; Pectinidae. Gene Ontology annotation, molecular function: sulfotransferase activity. The record is from RefSeq and is a predicted model, not a curated record. Gene Ontology annotation, biological process: carbohydrate biosynthetic process. The transcript has 2 exons. Bases 321 to 1547 code for a protein of 408 amino acids.